AUGCCUGAGACAACUGUUGCUCAGUCUCUUGUCCCUCAAACGCAACACACUCAAUAUGAAGCAUCUCAGAGCACUGCUCUUCCGAUAUAUCAUCGAGGCGCACUGUUUGAUAGAGAACCUUAUUGGCAAAAGAUAGCUCGUUGGAGUGAUGUUUCGGAGAAAGAAUUCCUGUCAUACAGAUGGCAGAUAUCCCGAAAUAUCCAGGGACCGAGAAACCUUUCUGUGUUUCUGAACGAGGUUCUGCCUGAAAAUAUUCCAGCCAACAAGCAUUAUCAGCACAUUCGCACUAAGGGGGCGUUCAUCGAAGACGUUAUGCAGGGUAUCAAGGAGGCUCCAAUGUCAAUUCGCUUGACGCCACAUAUUCUGAGCGUUAUUGACUGGAGUAACCCACUGAAUGAUCCAUUGCGGCGCCAAUUCAUACCCAUGAAGUCUACUUACAUGCCAGACCAUCCCAAGCUAGGCUUGGAUUCUUUGCAUGAGGCAGCAGACUCGCCGGUUACUGGAUUAGUUCAUCGAUAUCCAGACAAGGUUUUGUUCCUUGCGACCUCUGUCUGUGGGCUUUACUGCCGCUUCUGCACUCGAUCAUACGCUGUAGGCGGGAACACCGACACAGUCACCAAGUCUUCCUACAAACCAAUCAAAGCCAGAUGGGACCAGGCCCUGCAGUACAUCAGCGACAAUGAAGUCAUCCAAGAUGUAGUCGUAUCUGGAGGCGAUUCGUACUACCUUCAGCCGGAUCAACUUCGCUACAUCGGAGACCGUUUGUUGGCUAUACCCCACAUCAGACGCUUCCGCCUUGCGACCAAGGGACUCUGCGUAACACCAUCACGCACACUUGAUCCCGAAGAUGCUUGGACUGAUGAACUUGUACGCCUCUCGAACCGCGGUCGUGCACUAGGCAAGCAAGUCGCCCUACACACGCAUUUCAACCAUCCCCAGGAGAUCACCUGGGUGACACGGGAGGCAGCCCAGAAGCUGUUUCAGAACGGCGUGGUCGUACGGAACCAGAGCGUCUUAUUACGAGGCGUCAACGACAACGUCCAGACCAUGAGCGCCCUGAUCCGCGAACUUGCAGACAGCAACAUCCAACCCUACUACGUCUACCAAUGCGACAUGGUCCAAGGCAUCGAAGAUCUGCGCACCCCUCUCCAGACCAUCCUCGAUCUAGAAUGCCAGAUCCGCGGCUCCAUCGCAGGCUUUCUGAUGCCCUCCUUCGUCGUCGAUCUCCCCGGCGGCGGAGGCAAACGUCUUGCAGCUUCCUAUCAGAGCUAUGAUCGCAAAACCGGAGUCUCGAAAUUCGUAGCCCCGGCUGUGAAAGGCACUGUCAAGGGACGCGACAAGGAGAAUUUGGUUUAUGAAUAUUAUGACCCUCUUGCCUUUUGUGGGCUAUAGGGUUUGGAUGUGAGGAAGGCUUCUUCUCUGGUGCGACAAGUGUGCUCUGCUCUGCUUUUCUGGGUCUGGAUUUCUCGGGUGCGUUUUGGCGGUGUAUAUGCGUGUGAGUUAACGAUAGGAGGGACCCCC
Messenger RNA from Amorphotheca resinae ATCC 22711, 1521 nucleotides. RefSeq lists its product as hypothetical. Bases 1 to 1392 code for a protein of 463 amino acids. The record is from RefSeq and is a predicted model, not a curated record. Gene Ontology annotation, molecular function: iron-sulfur cluster binding; catalytic activity. NCBI's taxonomy places the organism in Eukaryota, Fungi, Ascomycota, Leotiomycetes, Helotiales, Amorphothecaceae. The transcript is spliced from 4 exons.